This is a messenger RNA of Ochotona princeps (American pika), 1231 nucleotides long. It is a transcript of the gene FAM185A, whose product is annotated as family with sequence similarity 185 member A. NCBI's taxonomy places the organism in Eukaryota, Metazoa, Chordata, Mammalia, Lagomorpha, Ochotonidae. Bases 33 to 1208 code for a protein of 391 amino acids. The record is from RefSeq and is a predicted model, not a curated record. The transcript is spliced from 8 exons.
UUCCGAGCGAGGGCAAGAGGGACGGACGCGCCAUGUCCACCCUGGGGCUGCUGGGCAGGGGGCUUGGCUGCCUCCGGCUGCCUCGGCUCCGAGGGUGGACGGGCGGCCGGCUCUGGGCUGGUCAGGCUGGCCACGUCAGGCCUGCCUGCUCAGGUGGGAAGGAGCGUGCACCCGGAUCGGAGCCUGAGGUGCUCCCGCCGGGCCCCGCGCGCCGGGCCCUGAAGGAGUGGACGCUGCGGGUGAGCCCGUUCGGUGCGCUGCGGGCGCGGCUCCCGUGCCACCUGGUCGUGAGGCCCCUGGACCCCCUAGCCUACCCAGAUGGUGACCGGGUGCUGGUCGCGGUGUGCAGCGUGCAGGGCGGGACGCGGGACCUGUCCGGCCUGCAGGUGAAUUACAACGAGGCCUUGAAGGAGGUGGCCAUCGUGGGAGAUGCCAUCGACCCCGAGGCGACGGUGGAGGUGACCGCACCCAUGAGGUUUGAUUUGAAUAUCAAGUCAUCAGGAGCCGGCUGUGUCAAGGUCCAGAAUCUUGAGUGUGAUCAUUGCCAGAUUGAAACCGCCCAGGGAACUAGCAUCUUACAGUCCGUUAAGGGUCAAAAAUUACGCGUCCGGACGAAAGGAGGCCACGUGAUGUGUCUGGGCACAGUUUACGGAAAUAUAGACAUCCACGCGUCAGAUAAAAGUGCUGUGACUGCAGACAAACUGCAGGGAAGUUCCGUGAACGUGACCACUGAAGAUGGGUCCCUGGAAGCCAGGUAUCUGUACACAGAGUCGUCCCUGCUGUCUUCCGGCGCCGGUGCCAUCAGCUUGGGAAGCGUUCAUGGCGAUAUAACAGUACAAAGCAAGAUGGGUAACAUCACUAUAGAUUCUUCGUCCGGACAUCUAAAAGCUUCAACUCAACACGGUGCCAUCGACGUGUAUGUGAGCCAGCUGGGACAAGUGGACUUGAACUCCCACCAAGGUUCCAUUACCGUCAAGGUCCCAUCUUCCCUCCAAGCCCAUUUCCAGUUAUCAGGGAAGGAAGUGGACAUGGACUCAGAAGUCCGCGUUGAGGACAUGGCUGAAACUCAGAAGGACACAGGUGUGACCGUGACCGGAUUCGUGAAUGACGCAAGAGAGCACGAAAAACAGAUCCAUGCAGACGCCCCGAAUGGCACUGUCCAUUUCAGAACUCAAAGCUGGUUUCAGUCCCUCAAGCUGCCCCGCUAAGCCUGGCCUGAGUUGCACCUGUG